UCUAUUUUAUAUUCGAUUGUUUAGAAAUAAAAUCAAUCAAUAUAUCUUUUUAAUAAAAACGAGUUAAGAAAAAGGUUAGAAAGGAAAGGAGCACAGGAUUCAUCUUUUUCUUUUUCCUCCAGUUUGUCGAGAAAACGUUUUUCUUUUCUCACCAAACAGACGUAGUUUUCCUACUUGUUGGUCUCUAAACCUCCAAAUAUCCCACUAUACUAUACUCACUUCAACAAGCCGAAAAGCGAGAGGGAAAUGGAGGAAACACUGUACCAGCAUCUGCACAAGCUAUCAGGCACAAAAUCAGAGGAAGCCAUUGAAGAAAUCCUUGAAACCCUUUGGAAAACCAGGAAAACCGGACUCUCAACUCAACAAAAAUCUCACCUCCAGUCCCUUCUCAGUCUUCCAUCACUCCAACAAGUGGACCCAGUUUUGGCAUGCCUUCGCUCGCUUAUUCGAAAAAGUGUACACGAAAAUUUCAGUGGUGAUGAUAUUUUGAAGCUGUUUCCACCUGAUUUGUCACUUGAUCUACAAAGUCUUCUUAUAUUAUUGUUCCAGAAGUAUCAGAACCAGUGGAAGGAGGAUUUGUCCAGAGAAGAGUAUCCAUUGCCAGGGGCCCAUGUAUCCUAUCAGGUCAAAGCAAAUGUGCCACUGUCUUUCACACCUCUCCCACCCUCAGAGACUCCAGCAUCAUUGUGGCCUCGACAAGAUGAUUCUAUUGCUCAUUUCAAUAACAGUGAUCUUGUGUCUCCUACACCAAAUGUUGUUGAUAAUAAUGUUUCAUGCUUGGCUCCCAUUUCUUUGCAACGUGAUGUUGGUCCUCUCGAUAAUCUGGGAAUUCUACCCCGGCUCAAAUCAAUGACUUGGACCAUGGAGAAACGGAACUUGGCACCUGCUAAUAGAGUGGCCUUUGUCAGUCUUAAGCUACAAGAUUAUACCAAAUCUCCUUUAGGAGAAACUGAAGUGAAGUUUCAGCUUACUAGAGAUACACUUGAAGGAAUGUUGAGAUCAAUGACCUACAUCAGCGAGCAACUCUCAAACACUAAGAGGCCAAGAUUGAGCUUUGGAGCGGAUUCCAAGUGUGCUCCUGAAGAUGAAGGUGAGAAGUUAAAAGUGAAGGUACUAGUCAAGUGGUCCGAAAAGGAUUGGUUGGCUUGAGUUAGGUGGGAUCCUCUGCAGAGCCAUUGCAGAAGCGGCCGAGACAGUAGAGGCCAUUUCCAUUUCCAUUUCUGGGGGUUGUCUUGUUCAUAAUUCUCGAUCCAACUUUACAAAUGCAGCAAACUCUGCUUGCUCAGUCUGCAUUCAAUUUCCAGGUCUACAAGGAUGAUUCACAGGUUCGCCCCAACAUGUAUGUUGUUCAACAUUUUCUAGGUUAAUGAUCGAUUUCUCGGAUGAUUGCCUCUUAAGUUUGCUGCUGAUUGAUAGUUUUGAUUAGAAUUUAGAUCCCUAGCUGUAUAAACUCAUGCUGCUGCAACCAUGCUGGUAAGCUUGGUAGUUUGUUUGUUUGGCUACCGAGAAAUACAGGAAAAAUGAUGGAAGUUGAAAAUUUUGAAGUCUUAGGUUCUUCACAAUGUGAUGCAGAAUCUUGACAUUUUUUUGGCA
Molecule: messenger RNA, 1593 nt
Organism: Vitis riparia (riverbank grape)
Lineage: Eukaryota; Viridiplantae; Streptophyta; Magnoliopsida; Vitales; Vitaceae
Exons: 7
Coding region: 247-1149 (300 amino acids)
Source: RefSeq, a predicted model, not a curated record